AUGGGUAUUGCUAUAUAUGCUAGUACUAUGGGAUGUGGACGGCCUCCUAAGGAGCAAUACGAAGCGAGCCAGAUCAACGCAAAGUUGAUCUAUGGCCAGGCCAAGGCGUCGAGCAAAGGGAUGGCCUAUAGACCUCAGGUCUUGUUCCUGCCUCUUGUCCCCAGGCUUGGGACUGGUUAUGAAGAGUCACUGAAGGGCACCAUUGCCGUGUGA
This is a messenger RNA of Linnemannia hyalina, 213 nucleotides long. The record is from the annotation of a GenBank genome assembly. NCBI's taxonomy places the organism in Eukaryota, Fungi, Mortierellomycota, Mortierellomycetes, Mortierellales, Mortierellaceae.